Drosophila serrata is the source of this 1002-nucleotide messenger RNA. RefSeq lists its product as uncharacterized. The record is from RefSeq and is a predicted model, not a curated record. Lineage: Eukaryota; Metazoa; Arthropoda; Insecta; Diptera; Drosophilidae.
AGUCGCUGAACGAGAAAACAUUUCGCCAUGUCCCUCAAAUUCAACGAGGCCAUUAAAAUUGUGGCAGAAAAACUAUUAAAAGCUCCAAAGCCAAAAUUCGAGACAUACUCGCAGGAUGCAGCUGAAAUAUCCGCAAAAAUUGAUCAAGAAUUAAUCAAGAUUAAUUCCAUCUUCAAGGGAGCAGUGAGCAACUGGGAAGAAAUAACUCAGCUUAUCAAAGCUGAAGUGCCAAAAUUGCAAUAUCCCUUUCUUCGGCUUAAGAUGCCAUUUGCAGUAGAGCCCCAACGUGUAUUUGUCUUCAGUAGUGACGCUGACCAGCCGGUUAAUCUCAAGACAUCCGUAAACCAUCCAGCAGUUGAGAACGGAUAUCUAAACGGGGGGAAGCUGACCCGGCUGUUUAUAUGGGAUUUGGUCAGAGUGAUCGAAAAUAUUUCAACGAUCACUUGCAGCAGUGGAAAAAUCUACAAGCUCGGCAUCGAAACAAAACAAUAUUCUGAUAUUGCAACAUUUAGUUGCAUAAAAGCAGUGGAAAAUGAAGGUCUUGCAAUUACUUAUAGUUGUGCACUUUCAUUAAUGUUUACAAACAAAUCAUUUUGCUACAUAAAUUCUUCAACAUUUUUUUACCAAACUGGUUCAACUUUUGAAAAGGCAAAAGUGAUGCAUAAUAUAAGAAUAUUGCUAAACACUCUCGUAAAUCAAUCUUCAGAGCUCUCAGAAGUUUAUGAAAUUGAACAGUUAUUUCAUAACAAGAUUAAUGAUUCUGGAAUUGAUAUUGGAUCCUAUUUGCUGGAGGCUAUACCAAGAUAUAUUCCAUAUCUUCCGAAUCCCGGACCCUUGAUCUCUGCUUACGGAAAGUUGUUGCAGUUGAAGCAAUCGGACUCUGUGCAACUAUCGGAGCUAAUGGAAGUGUUUGGCCUAAAGUAACGCACAGUUGGUAUUUGAUAAGAUUUCUCUAUACAAUAAGUCACUAUAUCGAAACAUUCAUUCUUGAUUUUUGUAUUA